UAUAAAGAGCAAAGCACAACUUUGAAGACUCAGCCUCAGAGUUUCAGCGGAGCAGCAGCAGCAGCAGCAGCAGAGCCCUUUCUUCAAUUUCAAGUUUUCAACAACCAUGGCAAUGGCAUUCAAGAUGGCUACAACUGGGAUGUGGGUUACAGAUGAGUGCAAGAGCUCAUUCAUGGAGAUGAAAUGGAAGAAGGUCCACAGGUACAUAGUGUUCAAGAUUGAUGAAGGAUCAAGGCUGGUCACUGUUGAUAAGGUUGGAGGGCCUGGUGAGAGCUAUGAUGAUCUGGCAGCCUCCUUGCCCAAAGAUGAUUGUAGAUAUGCUGUCUUUGACUUUGAUUUUGUCACUGUUGAUAAUUGCAGGAAGAGCAAACUCUUCUUCAUUGCCUGGUCACCAAGUGCAUCAAGAAUUAGGGCAAAAAUUCUGUAUGCAACCUCCAAAGCUGGGCUGAGGAGAGUUCUGGAUGGCAUCAGCUAUGAACUCCAGGCCACUGAUCCAACUGAGAUGGGGAUGGAUGUGAUCAAGGACAGAGCCAAAUAAUUGUGAUUAGAGCAGCUUAAUUAUGUUCUGGGAAUCUUACUUUAUAUUUAAUAACUCCAACCACAUGGGUUUUUUUUUUCUUGUUGGUGGCAUCUUUUAAUUUUCACCUUCUCUAGAUUUUUGGCACUAAUGUAAGUUAAUCCUCUAAUUUUUGUAAUAAUUAUAAUAAUUGUGUGCUGCUAAUUAACCACAAAGUACUUGUUCAUGUAAUUACUUUGUCUUGGAGAAAAGGUGGAUUGGAUUGGAUUGGUGUAACUUUCAAAUGAAUGUUAGAUGUGCCUUUGUGAUUUUGAUGCCACAACACUUUAUGUAUGCAUGCCCUUCUGAGAGAGUAAAUGAGACCUUGGCAAAA
Molecule: messenger RNA, 890 nt
Organism: Prunus persica (peach)
Lineage: Eukaryota; Viridiplantae; Streptophyta; Magnoliopsida; Rosales; Rosaceae
Product: actin-depolymerizing factor 5
Exons: 3
Coding region: 107-538 (143 amino acids)
Biological process (GO): actin filament depolymerization; actin filament bundle assembly
Cellular component (GO): actin cytoskeleton; cytoplasm
Molecular function (GO): actin filament binding
Source: RefSeq, a predicted model, not a curated record